AUGAAUCUAGACAGAAGAACGGCGAACGUGCAGUAUCCUCUAGUUCACAGCGCUUCAGCAAACAGUUCAAGCCAAGCUGUGAGUACCCCCAGUUCUCCUGUGUAUACAUUAUAUCUUCCUUCACAUCCGAUCUUCCUUUCAACCCGAAUUAUUGCUAUAGCUUGUCAUCAUAUCCUUCUCAGCGUCAAAAUUAGCGGCAUAGCUACAAAGAGACUACUGACAGCAUAUCAGUAUCGAGCAUCUUGUCACUGCGGGCUCAUUCAGUACAGCGUCGUUCUUUCCCCGCCACUUCAUGACAUCCAAAGCUGGGUCGUGGAAUGCAAUUGCUCGAUCUGCGCGCGAAACGGAUAUCUGAAUGUCUACGUUCAAAACGAAUGUAUCCAGUUUGAUAAUGUGGGACUGGAGAGCGAAUUAGUCGAGAAAUAUCGAUUCGGUAGACAACGCGUCCAACACUAUUUCUGCAGCCGCUGUGGAAGUAGUUUGAUGGCUGAGAGCAUCGAACCAGGUUUUUAUGAGGGCGUCAAAGCAUUGAAUGUAUGUUCCACUCUUUGUCAGCCUCCAUACCAUGUUUAG
Periconia digitata is the source of this 573-nucleotide messenger RNA. The record is from the annotation of a GenBank genome assembly. NCBI's taxonomy places the organism in Eukaryota, Fungi, Ascomycota, Dothideomycetes, Pleosporales, Periconiaceae.